AUGCAAGCUGUUCCUAACCUCUCAUCAUAUGAAGCAAAUGAAUUGGAUAACACAGAAAUGAUGUAUGAUGAUAUUGUAAAUUUGCCGAUAAAAAUGACUCCUGUGCAAAUGCAACAAGAAUAUUUUGAAAAUUUAGGUGACUGUGAUUGGGUGAGGUAUGAGAAAAAAAACAGGAAUUAUCUACUUCAAAACAUUGCAUUUGCACUGUUUGGCAGCCCAAGCAUUGAAGGAAGUCUGACAGUAAAAAAAGACAGUGAAAGUGCACACCUAGAGGGCUAUACUUCCAGACAAAAAGAGCAAGUUAUGAAAGUUUAUGAAAAAAUAUGUGAUCAAGGUAAAUAUUCACAAAAUGAUGAGGACAUAUUCUUGUCAGUGCUCCUCAUAGUGUGUGCUCGGCCAAAGCCUCUAAAGAUCUAUCAAAUACAACCAUCUAACUACUGGCUGGAUCUGCACGAAAAAAGUGAUGGCGAUAUAUGGUGUACAGCUGUUUUUAAAAUCAGAAAAUGUAUUCCAACAACAGUUGGCGCAAAAUCUUGCUGCGUAUACGUCGACGAUAGCGCACGAGUUUAUCAUAACUGGCAGUCAUACUUGGAGGAUAAUACCCUCCCUAAAUGUGUCAUAAUAGUACCUGAGAAUGGCGAAUACACUGGAAGCCUUGUUGGGGGAGAAGAAGCUUUCUACGUGAAACUGACGGUGGCGCCAUCGCCAGCCCUGGGUAUUAAGGCGCGUGUGUUGAGUUCAGCGGACACGGUCAGUACCGUAGCGUCUAUUGGGGCUAUAGGCGUGAUCGGUGUGGCGGUGUUCACACCUGUCGCGCCGGUCGUGUUGGUGGGUGCGGCCGCCGCCACUGUUGCUACUGGUGUCUACGGACUCGUGAGGUCAUCGCUUCAUCUUCAUGAUAGGAGUUCUCAUGAACAGACAAUAAGUCCAACGGACCCUGAGGCCCGCGGCAGUUGGCUGAACAUCGCUGCUUCAAGCGUGGGAUUAGCCGCGGGAGCUGCGAGCUCAUUACUUUCAAAAACCGCGGCCGCUGGAACUAAUAUGACCAAGACGGGUCAAGCUAUAGCUGUGUCAGUUGAAGUACUACGUCAUGCCAACAUAGUGACUGGCGGCGCAGGCGUCGUAAACAGCCUAUUGCAUAUCGUAUUUAAGUACCGGAAGCACGGAGAGAGACCUACCAGCCUAGAAUUAUUCCAGUUUACUACAGCAACAUUGUUCUUCUGUCAUGCCGUUGUAUCAAACAGGACUGCUCAGAAUAUUAUUGAGGAUGCUCAAGCUAAAACUAUCAACGAAUAUCGCACCACACUUAGGAGCAAUAGGCACAGAAAAAUAUUCGACAAAAUAAGCGCUGAGUCGAGGAGAGUUCAAGGAGUCGUUCAAGGCAACACCGAAGUCAUUAGAGGCAUAAAGAACAUCGUUGACAAGGAUCAAUUCUUUGCAGAUGCACUUAGAAUAAACAAAGACAUCAACCAGAACAAACUCAGAAUUUCUAUGACAUCCGAUGGCCGUGUUAACAUUAACGCACAACAUAAAUUUAACCCUUCAGAUUUAUACAACCUUGGGAAGGAGGGGCGAUCACAGUUGUUUAGUACGCUAGGUCCCGCUGAAGUCACUACAAGAAAUAUGCCUACGCGAAUCAGUCCGUCAACAAAUGCUGUAACAACGUUCACGGACGCUGAAGAAGAAAACACUAUGCUGGUUGGUAUUCAUCCUGGCGAAAUAUUGAGAAUAGGCACUCUUCUCGUGCGGGUAAGUUCUUCUGGAGUUGAAAAUAUAGCUUCGAUUCUAGCAAAUUUGAGCCAAGACAUCUAUACCGAUGUAAUGACUCUCUCUUUCAACAUAUUGUCACGUCUCAUUCCUGAAGAUAUUGCAAGAUUGAGACUACUAAGUCCAGAAGACGAUUUAAUUGUGCAAAUUGUGAAGUUUGUCUUCAACUAUAUGAAGCACGAGACACCAUUUGGGGACAUCGAUAGCAAUGAUAACACUAUCAUGAUUGUGUUGAAAGAUUUCUUCCAAGAAGGAAUGGUACGUCAAGAUACGAUAUUAAUGUUGAAAGAUCGUCUGCUCCGCUGGAUUGAUGAAGAGAUGGAUAAGAGACGCAUUGAGUAUCCACACAAGAAACUUAUAGUCUGUGAAUCCUGCAGGGGAAUUAGGUUUGCUUAG
Molecule: messenger RNA, 2163 nt
Organism: Arctia plantaginis
Lineage: Eukaryota; Metazoa; Arthropoda; Insecta; Lepidoptera; Erebidae
Source: the annotation of a GenBank genome assembly